Fonsecaea multimorphosa CBS 102226 is the source of this 2037-nucleotide messenger RNA. RefSeq lists its product as uncharacterized. The transcript has 3 exons. Gene Ontology annotation, cellular component: nucleus. Bases 1 to 2037 code for a protein of 678 amino acids. The record is from RefSeq and is a predicted model, not a curated record. Gene Ontology annotation, molecular function: protein binding; zinc ion binding; histone methyltransferase activity. Lineage: Eukaryota; Fungi; Ascomycota; Eurotiomycetes; Chaetothyriales; Herpotrichiellaceae.
AUGGCUGUUAGACUGCAGGGAGCCCUGGGUCGUAAACGCAGCUUCGAUCAAACCAGAGAUCAGGUGACACGUUCAGGGACGCUCGUGAUCGAGUUAUCGGACUCUGAAGACGAUACACCUUCGGUUCCUCUCUCGAAGCGUCAGAAAUCUCACACGCCCGCAGCGGAUGAGCCCGAACCUCGUCGCGUCCUUCUCCAGUCGCGUCCCCUAUCCGAAAAUGCCAAGACUCGCCACGCGACUCCUCCAGCAUCGGCUUCGUCACGUGCUCCAACGCAGAAUGGUGCGACGAGUACACCCUCACGCUCACCAUGGAAGAAGCUUUCCAGAUACUCACUGUCAAACGGGACGUUCAUAGACCUCCGGAGUGAUUCACCCACUAUCUCUGACACUAGUGGACCGGAGCCCAAAACGACGUCCCUACCAACACGGACUAGUGUGCGACCUGAAUCCCGUGCUUCUUCCACCUUCGAUCAGAUGAAGGCGGCUGGAUCCACCACGGUCAAAACGCCUUCUCGGUCAGAGUCACGGGCGCGUGCCACGCAGCAACGGCAAAACAACUUCGACGGGGCACGGCAUAUGCCUCAAUCCUGGCGUGAUCUCUUCGUCAAAUCGGAAGAAGCGGCAAGGCCGGUAAACACGAAAGGAAACGACACAAUCUCCCGUCAUGAUCGAGCAGGUCAGGGCUUCCCCUCGAAUAACUUAUCGAUCGAAAUUCCACGACCGAUCCCAGAUUCUCAAGUGGCUUCUACGCAGCAAGGACAUAAACGUCUGCCGACUGUUGAAGUUGUGAACGACUCCCAACGCAAAGAACUUCUCAGACAGUUUCAAGCUUCCUCCAAGUCCAAAGCUCAGCUCGCCAACGAGAAGAAUGCGGUUCUGACUCAGCUGAAGCAGUCUACAAAGAUAGCCUACGAAAAGCCGGAACUAGUAGAGCAAUAUUUCGGAACGACAGGAUUCUCGGCCGUGUUCAGCGUGGACGAAGGCCUCGAGUUUAUGCGCAGUGCGGCCUCAAAGAAGAGUAAGAAGACUAACCGGAGCGGUAUCAAAUUAGAGAUUGAAUCUCUUUCCACUUCGUUUGACCAACUCAGGCUCACCAAAAGCCCUAUCCACCCCGCCCGGGCUGCGAGGGAUAUCCUCAUCAGCCGCUUUGAAGAACAGUCAAAUCCACCUUUGACUUUCUCCAACGACAUCAACAAUAGACGGCUUCCCGGCAAAUUCCAAUUCAUUGAUCACUAUAUCAUCAGUUCUAAGAUCAAGAUGGCACCACCCUCGACGAACUCUGGCUGCGAUUGCAGCAGUUGCACAUUAUCCACCUGUAAAUGCUUGACCAAGGAAGUCGAAGGAGGGGAGAUCCAGGUCGAAACCUAUGUUCGCCGACCCGACGGGAUCGUUGUGCUCUCGGACGAUUAUAUUACCCGGUCCCUGAGAGAAGGAGAAGUCCGCCAUGAAAUCACGGAAUGUAACGAACAUUGCGGGUGUGGCGAUGACUGCUGGAAUCGGGUCGUGUGCAAGGGCCGCACGGUUCCUCUCGAACUUUUUCAGACCGAGAAGUGCGGCUUUGGACUUCGCUCGUCGAAAGACAUUGUGAAAGGCCAAUUCAUCGAGCGAUACCUCGGCGAGGUUAUCACUGGGGCCGAAUUGGAGCUCCGUGAAGACGUGGCCGAAGACCACCAAGCUAGCUAUGUCUAUAUGCUGGACUGGUUCGGCAAAAUAGGCCACAAGGAUCCCUACCACGUGGAUGGCGAGUACUUCGGGUCUGCCAUGCGCUUUGUCAAUCACAGUUGUAGUCCGAAUACUCUGUGUAUACCUGUGCAGACUCACCGAAAGGACAAGAGAGUGUAUGACCUCGCCUUCUUCGCUAUCAAAGAUAUCAAGGCUGGCGUGGAGAUACGCAUCUCUUAUAAGAACGACGGCGAUCCCGACGAUGAGCACACCUCGGAGGACUUGGUGAAAUGCCAAUGUGGAGAGGACAAUUGUCGAGGGAUUCUAUGGAGACCAGGAGUCAAGACGCGACGAAGGAGGAGACGACAAGAAUAA